This is a messenger RNA of Ixodes scapularis (black-legged tick), 1057 nucleotides long. RefSeq lists its product as uncharacterized. The transcript has 5 exons. The record is from RefSeq and is a predicted model, not a curated record. Bases 200 to 1057 code for a protein of 285 amino acids. NCBI's taxonomy places the organism in Eukaryota, Metazoa, Arthropoda, Arachnida, Ixodida, Ixodidae.
AUCCGCCUAGCCGUAGCCAAUCCGUUCGCAGACAAACAUAUCGUUUGAGACUUGCGCAACUUGCGUUCGCCGAGCGCGCUACAUCAAAAGGAAGCGUUUAAUUUUCGUGUGUAAAUGACGUUAGACAACGGUGUCUGCAGUUAGAAUUCACAGGUUGCUCAUUUGUGCAAGAAGUACAGAAAACUCCGCUGACGCAGCAAUGCGGCCUGUUGAGAUAUUUGUUUUGGAACAUGCACUGAAGUAUCAGAUGGGAAACGCUGUCAAAGCACUUCGUGGCCGCGGCAACAAGCAGACAAUAGUUUACAACCUGAGCUCUCCAUACAUCUGCCUGAUGUACCUGAUCCACAUCUUCAACGGCUACCUGACGUCAACGUACAAGACCAUCUCAACCUGGGAUCCCGCCGUGCUCAAAAUCCUGGUGGACGUCUUCCAGGACAUGUACUCCCGGGAGAAGUUCACCUCCGAGAAGGUCCUCGUCCCACUCAUCUUGAGGGCAAGGCUGCUGGAGAUCAUUGUGUACGCCGAGAAGUCGCUGCCCCCUGGUUUUGUGCUUGAGAAGUUGGAUUCUUACUUUCCGCAGCCCGAUGAAAGUGCCUGGAACGACUUUGCCCAGAAGUAUUCGCUCAAGGGCAAGUCCUUGGAGUGGCUGAUGGACACCUGCAAGAAGUCCCGCCAGUAUGUGAUGAAUUUGGUGAUCAAGAAGAAGAAACUGGAGAGCGAUUCUAAGGACCUCGAAGGGUUCGUGGUGACCGUGAGAAAGCUCGUAGAACGCAUCACAACGGACCUCUCAAAGACAAUUCCACAAACGGGGCUGGAGAAGGUACGGCCUGCCCCAUUCUUUCCUCAGUGUUGUCCCAGCAUGUCUUCAUCUCAGCAUUACCUUCUCCCAAUCCUUUCGGAUGAGAAACUUCAGCUAGACCCCGACACGGAACAGAUCAUCCAGACAGUGAUGAGCAAGGACCAUCCCAUUUCGGAAAAGCAGCUGCUCCGACUGCUGGAGCUUCAGGAGUCCAUCGAACACCCGCUGGAGCUCGACUCCCUUAUGGACACGCUUUGA